GAGCAAGGCAAGCGCUAAAUUCAAAAAUUUCAAACAGCUGUGCAGCGCGUGGCGUCUUGAAGAGACUAGAGAACCUUUUGCUCCCUUUUCAGACAAAUAAAAAUAGGAUUGUGUUGUAAUUUAGGCUAAACGGAGUAUAUAUCGGGAUGGAUCCAUUUACUGAGAAACUUUUGGAGCGCACACGGGCUCGUAGAGAGAAUCUCCAGAGGAAGAUGGCGGACAGACCUACAUCGGCCAACAGAUCAAUGGCAAAAAGGACAAGAGAGCCACUCACAGAUACAAACAGUGUCAUUAGUGAGCCCCCCAUUGAAAAAGCACUUCCAUCCUCUAAGCAAUCUCCCUCAAAGCGUCACUGUUCAGAUGAGAAUACACUUAUCACUGGGGAAGAAAACAAGCACCAAGUGGGCACACAUUUUAAAGCCUCUGAGCCCAUGACAGACAAGAAGCCACCCCUGGCACCAAGCAGUGCUCGCCCUCUGCCAGUGGAGCAAAAGGUUGCUCAUUGUGUCCCAGAACCAGAGAUGCUGCCCAUUCGCCCUCCUCCAGACACUGAAAAGAUUGUGGUGUGCCCUCCACAAUCUCCUGCAAAGAGCAAAUAUAAUGUGAUGAAGCAUUCUGCUCUAGAUGGAGCCAGAGAGACUCCUAUGGCAAUACCGGCCCCCACUGCCAUGAGAUCACGUUUACAGAGACUUGCUGAACAGAGGCAGUACUGGGAUUCUGAGGGUAGGCCGUUAUCUGUGACUACCUGGAUACAUGGGACCUCAGAGACGGUUCCAGAGAGCAUAGUGGUAUCUCCUUUAAAGUCUCAGAAAGAGGAGCUGCCUCCUACAUCCACAAACUCUGGGUUCCCCAUUGGAAGAAAGGGUAGAUUAGCAAACCUCGCUGCCACAAUCGGUUCCUGGGAAGAUGACCUUGGACACCCGCCUACCCGCCAGGACAAUGCACAAGCACAGCCUGGCACUGCCUGUGUGCGCCCACCAGCCCGUGCAGCGUCAAACAAUGCCAAGCCAACUCCUGCUGUGCAGCAACCUCAUUCAGUCCAACCAGCUCCACAAAAGUCUGUUGACAGCGGUCAGCAGCCCAUGGUUUACUCUCCAGUCAAAUCAACCAGGGUGGUUCCACCUAAUCCUCAGAAGACUGAGUUGCCUCAACCCAGACUCGCUCAAGUGGUUCCCUCUCCUGUUUCAAGCCCAUUAAAGAUUUACUCCUUGACCCAGCCCUGCAGUCCACUCAAAUCUUUGACAGCUUCUCCCUCUAGUCCCCAUAGAGUUCACAUCCCUCCAAGCCCCUUGAAGAAUCAAGGCCCAUUGAACAAGUAUUAUUCAGGAUCACCUAAUUCAAAUCUUGCAAAACCAGUUUUGGCACCUAAAUCCUCUUAUUUUGCUGAUGCUGCUGCUGUUCCUCCAAGUUGUGAGCGAUUUACCAAGGACACAACACCCUUACAGCAAAGAGGCCCAGCUGGAGCUUCUGGAGGUGUCAAGUCAUUUUUGGAGCGUUUUGGGGAAAGGUGCCAGGAGCGAAACCAGAGCUCUCCCUCCACAUUAGGAGGUCAAGGCCUCACACCUGCGGCAACUCCCUCUCCUACCCCCAAGUCUAGGCUGCUCCAGGAGAGGUUGGGAGGUGCCCAGGCAACCUCCUGCACUGCCAUGCUCACUCAGAAGCAGAAAAUGGAACGAGAGACAGAACUGGCGCAAGUUCGUAAUCGAUUUCAGAAAGGCAACAUGUGGAAAAGCAAAGAGGAUCUCUCUGAGGUCAAAAAUGAUUCUGAAAUCAAGGAAAUUGAACCGCCUGUACAGAGUCAGACUUCUGCACCACUGCUUGAUAAUGAGCUUUCAGCACCAGUCCUUGAAAUACUCAACAUUCCUUCCAAAUCUAGUGGAAAAGACAGAAAGUGUGCUCUCCCAAUCCCAGUAACAGAAGUUGAAUGCAAAGUAGAGAUGCCUGAAAUCAAAGAGCAAGGUGAAGUGAAAGAGACAGAAGUGCAUGAGAUUGAGAUGAAUGUGGAUGGUUCUGUGAACUCUGAGGUGAUAAACGAGCUCUUUGAUGGAGUUCUUGAGGAAAGUGAUGAGGAGCAAGAUGCCUUAAAUAUCUCUUCCAUGUCUAUCCUUGCUCCACUGGCAGAGACAGUAGCUGCUGUGGUCAAGAGCCCUGAGAGGAAGCUUAUGACGUCCACUCCUGCCAGCUCAUUCAGUGAAAAGAGUUCCACCCCACAGGGGGUAUCCAGGCCCAGUAAGUUCCAAAGAACACGCAUGUUACAGGCUGAAUCAUCUGACAGCAUUGACAACAUAGAUGCGGAGCAAAACCAGAACCUUCCCUACAGCAUUGAUGCCUACAGAUCCAUAAGGGUUAAGAAUGAGUCAGAGAAACCUCAUGUUAAACAGGUGAUCGUGAGAAAUGAGAAUGUGUCUCAGAGAAUUGAGACGACUGGGAGCGCCAGUUGCAUCAACAUUAAACAGAAAAUGAAGAUGUUGACCAAUGAGAUGAACCUGCAGCAGACUGUGAUCCAUCAAGCUAGUCAAGCUCUCAACUGCUGCACAGAUGAGGAACAUGGAAAAGGAUCUCAAGUGGAGGCCGAGGCAGAGAGACUGCUGCUUAUUGCAACUGAGAGGAGGGCUGCCCUGAAGGCUGAGCUGGACCGGCUAAAGGCAGAGGGUCCAACAGCACAGAAGAAAAGCGCCUGCAGUGCACAGGUGGAUAUCGGUAUAACUGCUUCUAAAGGCUCCAUCUCACUGCUGGAGCUGCGACUCCCCCUAAAGGCUGACUUCAUCUGCUCCUCUGCCAACAAGCCUGAAUGUGGAAACCAUUACUUCUUUGUGAUGAUCCGCGCUGGAGCUGAGAACACAGUGGCGACUCCUCUUGCAAGCACUCGCAAUGCUCUAAGUGGUGAUGCUCUGACCUUCACCACCAAAUUCACUUUGUCUGAUGUCUCUAAUGACUUUGAGAUUGAUAUUGAGAUCUACUGUUUGGUUCAGAAACGGGAGCUGAACCCUGACAAGAGGAAAAAAAACAAAUCAAAGGCUAUCACACCAAAGAGGUUCCUCGCUAUCUCUAAGAGCAACCUUCAAACACCUGUAAUGGCCAGCCCCGGCGGUCCAAAUGUGGUGCGCACCAGCGGCUUUGUCCUCGUUGGAUCACACAAGUUAACUUUAGCCUCUAUUGGGAAAAACAGAUUCCCUUUGGAGAAGAUCAAAUAUGAAGGGAGUGAGAGAGAACUGCUCAGUGACAUGUUUCACUACAAGGUUCCUUUUCUUUGUCCUUUGGAGGGGCACAUUUACCUGAAAAUGCAGUGCGAGGUUGGCUCUCGUGUAGAGGAGUGGGGUUUCCUGACUAUGUUUGAAGAUGUCAGUGGUUUUGGAGCCUGGCACAGGAGAUGGUGUGUCCUUUCAGGAUACUGCAUCUCAUAUUGGACCUACCCUGAUGAUGAGAAACGGAAGAAUCCUAUGGGUCGCAUUAACCUUGCCAACUGUACCAGUCGUAAAGUGGAGCCAGCUAACAGGGAGUUCUGCGCCCGGCCCAAUACUUUUGAGCUCAUCACCGUGAGGCCACAGAGGGAGGAUGACAGAGAGACUCUAGUUAGCCAGUGCAAGGAUACCCUGUGUGUUACAAAGAACUGGCUGAGUGCUGACACUAAGGAUGAGAGGAACCUAUGGAUGCAGAAGCUCAACCAGAUAUUGGUAGACCUGCGUAUGUGGCAGCCAGAUUCAUGCUACAAGCCCAUGUGAGCCUGUCUGUCUGAGAUCAAGGGCCAAACAUAUCUAGGUCUGACUUUCUCACUGACUGUGUACAUGCCUGAUUUGGAAGUGCAAUAUGGUUUCAAAGUUACAGAGCAUUUACAGAUCCAUUUUACAAGCUUCUCAUUUUAGAUUUGACAAAGUCAAAUGUAGAUGGGAUAAGAAAAAAAAAAUCAAAGCCAUAAGGGAGACAUUUCAAUUAAGGACUAAAUGCUUUGCCUUACACAGGCUUUCAGGUAUAUGUUGUGUUGAUGAGCAUGGCUUACUUUAAUGAAAGUUUGUUUACUUUGUUAGACUGUCAAUUGUUAUAUGUAUGAAUAUAUUUAAACAUGUCUUUUGCAUGACUGUUGUCUGCUGAAAUAAGAUUGUCCAGAAUUUUCUUCAUUGCUUUAGGCAAGUAGAAGACAAGAAUUUACAAAAUCGAAGAAAAUAUUAUCUUUAUAUGAAUCACACACUAAUUGUCACAAUUUGGUGACAAAACAGAUUUAUUUAUCCUCAAAUAUUAGAAGCUCUUCAACUUAAACUCAUUAUUUUUUUAAUAUAUAAUUUGUAAACAGGUAUACUUGCUGUUUGUGAUUGCUUUUUACUUCUUUACUCUAACUCGUCCUUCGCAGGUAUCAGGAUUUUGUUUAAAUAGCUAAAGGGUUUGGAUGGAUUUUUUAUUUUUUUUUUUUUUUAUUUUUUUUUU
Molecule: messenger RNA, 4419 nt
Organism: Myxocyprinus asiaticus (Chinese sucker)
Lineage: Eukaryota; Metazoa; Chordata; Actinopteri; Cypriniformes; Catostomidae
Product: anillin-like
Exons: 25
Coding region: 147-3722 (1191 amino acids)
Biological process (GO): mitotic cytokinesis; actomyosin contractile ring assembly; septin ring organization
Cellular component (GO): actomyosin contractile ring
Source: RefSeq, a predicted model, not a curated record